AUGGAGACAGCCAUCCGCUGGUCCCCCUCCUCAACCACAAAGGAACAACGCUUCCUCUAUGUCGAUGUGAUAGGCAAAUCCUUCAAACUCUGCAGAGUCACCUCCGUCAAGGGCAAUGAGCUAGAAUACGAUGUACUCUCAACCCACAUCCGGGUCCCCGGCUUCCGAGCCUUUGAUUGGUCCGCUGCUGAUGAAUCGCUCAUCGCUGUUGGGCAAUCCUCCGGUGAAGUCAACAUAUUGCGCAUGGAUGGUAAUUCGAAUGAAUCUUGGUCGUUCCCGCUGAGGAAUCAGAGGUAUUGUAAUGCUGUUGCAUUCAGUUCGCAUGGUCUGUUGGCCGGUGGCUUGGAUAAGGUGAGGAAUGAUGUAUGUCUGAAUGUUUGGGAUGUCAAUCAUCGUAUUAUGACGGGUAGCUCGAGGGGCACGCUCGCGAGUGAUAGGCAAGGCGCUGAGCCGCUGAGGAAGUUGAGUUCGGAUCCUAUUACGAGUAUCAAGUUCUUCAGAGAGCAGCCGGAUACUUUGGUGGCUGGUGUCAAGGGUCAAUUCUUGAAGCUUUUUGAUCUGAGAGAUAAUUCCUCACAAGCUUUCCUUACAUUUUCUACAAAGUGUGUCCACAACACAGCGGUGGACUGGAUGGACGAGAAUUACUUUGCAUCCUGCUCUUCUUCCGCCGAUGCUACCGUCUGCAUCUGGGACAGACGUAUGGGCCCACGUCUCACCACAGGCCCAGCAAACCCUGAGGGCGGCCAGGUCGGCCCAAGUCUCAGCCUGGGAAAUACCGUUCAAAACGCGACUAUCUGGAGUUUGCGUUUUUCGCGGACUAAACGAGGAUGUUUGGGCGUGCUGUCGAGCAACGGUCAAUUCAAAAUGUUUGACAUCGCAAAGGAGUAUCUAUCUGCUGGUGACCGCAACUCCGUCGAUGAGACGCUCGGCCAAGGAUCGUCUUCGAGUUAUCCCGAGCAAAUAUAUACCAAGAAUAUUCGCGACAUUCGGCAUCCGUACAGUCAUCAGACUAGGGGUUACAAAAAGCCGAAUAGGGUUGUAUCAUUCGACUUUUUGAAUAUGAGUCGCUCCAACGAACCCAGUGCGAUUACAUUGCUGGGCAAUGGGAAGGUGGAGUUUGUUACGGUGCGGUCAUCGGCAGCGCCUAUAAGACUAUCUUCGCAGAACGUGCUUGUGCGAGGAGUUCCGUCUGGUGAACGAGAUUUUAAGACUAUCGGUCCUCGGCAACUGCGCGAAAAGACAUCAAAUAUCAUACAGUCAUUAAGGGCAUGCGCUAAGCAAAAUGGCUUGACGGAAGAAGAGGAAAAGAAGUGUCUGUCUAGUCGGGAAAAUAGAGAACAAGCUCUUUUCCUUGGCCGUAUCAAGCCGAAGCUCAAAGUUGUCGAUGUUCUGACUUAUUUGAGUGUCAGCCAAGCACGCUGUCGGGAGGGCUAUCUUUUCGAUUGCGAGAAGAAUAUUCGGAUUGUUUCGGAUGAUGCGGACUUGCAGGAGUUUUGGAAUUGGGUCCGACAUUCUCGAGAAGAGUCGGCGAAUGGGCUGACAAUCGUCAACCGCAUUGAUAUGAGUUACCUUGGUGUUUGUGACGUGUGGUUUAAUGAAAUUGGAGCCACAUCGAAGGAACUCAGACAGCACUCUUCUAUAAACAAAAUCGACCUAGCACCAGAGCAAAUGAUAAAAGACAUGGUCCAACAACUCCAACUCCCAGAAGGAAAAAGAUGCGAGACAGACUUUUGGGAACAUCGCCAACUCUGUCUUCAUAUCUGUGGUGCCAUCGAAUCCGAACAAGAGCUCGAGCAGAUUGUCGAUGAUCUCGUCAAGAAAAGACAACACACAAAAGCCGCAGCAUUGGCCAUUUUCCAGAAUGAGGCCAAAAUAGCUUUCCAUGCUCUCCGUCAGAACGAACCUACACAGGCACAUAAGCUUCUUGCCAUGGCUAUCGUGGGUGCAGCUAAGGGACAGCAAAGUGACAGGGAUUGGGAAGAGACCUGUAACGAGAUUGCGACUGAGCUGACAGACCCAUAUGCCCGAGCGGUUCUUGCUCUAGUCAGCAAAGGCAAGUGGGAGUCUGUUUUGGCAGAGACGACUCUCCCAUUGAAGUACCGCGUAGAGGUGGCUUUGCGCUGGCUACCCGAUGACGAUCUGACGACAUAUUUACAAGAGACUAAAGAAGAAGCGAUUCGGCAAGGGGACAUUGAAGGUAUCCUGCUAACCGGACUUCGACAUUCAGCACUUAACCUAUUCCAAUCUUAUAUCCGCAAAUUCAACGACGUGCAGACCGCCGUUCUAGCAAUGAGCCACACGGUACCCCGAUUCAUUGAUGACGAGACCAGCAAAGCGAUAUUCAGAACAUGGCGCGAAACAUACCGCCGACAGAUCAACUCAUGGAAAAUGCAAAUUGAGCGAGCUCGCUUUGAUGUGGGCUCCAGAAGAUUCGCCGUAACCUGGGAUGGCCGACGAUUAAUCGCCCCGGCACCUCAGCAAGUCAGUCUGACGUGCAACUACUGCACCCGACCACUCCAUCAAGCAGAAUCAAUCUCCUCAACGACCAUAUCCGGCGGCCUAUCUACAUCGACAUCCACCGCCACAGCCUCCGCUGUAAGCGAUUUGCUACAAAGCGGCGGGAACGGGAGCAGCACCGCUACUUCCAACCCAGCGAUGUUGGUCAACAAUCAAUCAUAUCUAGGUGCACAGGGCGCAAUUCUUAUGUCCGGCACCGUCUGCCCCAAAUGUUUUCGGCAUAUGCCUCGAUGCGGCGUCUGUUCGCUCUGGCUCGGUUCUCCAGACCCCAUGUCCCGCGCCGCCAUCGCAGCUGACGCAAAACGCGAAGAAGAGGAGAAACUCAAUCACGAAGAUGACGAUGACGAAACCAAAGAGCACACUAAUGGGGACGUUACUUCUGCCAGAAAGCGAACCGGGCCAUCCGAAGACGAGAUUAUUCGUCGCUUCGUGGUGUUUUGUAUUAAUUGUAACCAUGGGUUCCAUGCAAAUCAUGCCAAGGCGUGGUUUUCGAGGCACAGGGUCUGUCCUGUUCCGGAGUGCAGCUGUGUAUGUGAUCGGUAG
Talaromyces amestolkiae is the source of this 3060-nucleotide messenger RNA. RefSeq lists its product as uncharacterized. The transcript has 4 exons. The coding region runs from base 1 to 3060 and encodes 1019 amino acids. The record is from RefSeq and is a predicted model, not a curated record. Gene Ontology annotation, molecular function: protein binding. Gene Ontology annotation, cellular component: cytoplasm. NCBI's taxonomy places the organism in Eukaryota, Fungi, Ascomycota, Eurotiomycetes, Eurotiales, Trichocomaceae. Gene Ontology annotation, biological process: positive regulation of TORC1 signaling.